AUGCGGAAAUCUCUGUGCAGAUCAUCUUCAAUAUUUGUCCUGUUCAAAUACAAGCUACUCAACCAGUCCAGUGGUGCAGGUAAGCUACUUAACCAGUCCAGUGGUGCAGGUAAGCUACUUAACCAGUCCAGUGGUGCAGGUAAGCUACUUAACCAGUCCAGUGGUGCAGGUAAGCUACUCAACCAGUCCAGUGGUGCAGGUAAGCUACUCAACCAGUCCAGUGGUGCAGGUAAGCUACUCAACCAGUCCAGUGGUGCAGGUAAGCUACUCAACCAGUCCAGUGGUGCAGGUAAGCUACUCAACCAGUCCAGUGGUGCAGGUAAGCUACUCAACCAGUCCAGUGGUGCAGGUAAGCUACUUAACCAGUCCAGUGGUGCAGGUAAGCUACUCAACCAGUCCAGUGGUGCAGGUAAUCUACUCAACCAGUCCAGUGGUGCAGGUAAGCUACUCAACCAGUCCAGUGGUGCAGGUAAGCUACUCAACCAGUCCAGUGGUGCAGGUAAGCUACUCAACCAGUCCAGUGGUGCAGGUAAGCUACUCAACCAGUCCAGUGGUGCAGGUAAGCUACUCAACCAGUCCAGUGGUGCAGGUAAGCUACUCAACCAGUCCAGUGGUGCAGGUAAGCUACUCAACCAGUCCAGUGGUGCAGGUAAGCUACUCAACCAGUCCAGUGGUGCAGGUAAGCUACUCAACCAGUCCAGUGGUGCAGGUAAGCUACUCAACCAGUCCAGUGGUGCAGGUAAGCUACUCAACCAGUCCAGUGGUGCAGGUAAGCUACUCAACCAGUCCAGUGGUGCAGGUAAGCUACUUAACCAGUCCAGUGGUGCAGGUAAGCUACUCAACCAGUCCAGUGGUGCAGGUAAGCUACUUAACCAGUCCAGUGGUGCAGGUAAGCUACUUAACCAGUCCAGUGGUGCAGGUAAGAAGAAAAAGGAAGAACAAAAUCUGAAAAGGUUUCACUGUGUUGUUCUAGAGGAUUUAAAUAGAGUAAGCUACAAUAAUAUAACAGCAGACAGAAAAUACAAAAAAAAAAAAAAAAAAAAGAUCUAG
Biomphalaria glabrata is the source of this 1050-nucleotide messenger RNA. RefSeq names its product protein SPT2 homolog. The transcript has a single exon. The record is from RefSeq and is a predicted model, not a curated record. Lineage: Eukaryota; Metazoa; Mollusca; Gastropoda; Planorbidae. The coding region runs from base 1 to 1050 and encodes 349 amino acids.